This is a messenger RNA of Culex pipiens pallens (northern house mosquito), 3497 nucleotides long. RefSeq names its product EH domain-containing protein 3 (gene Past1). Bases 322 to 1986 code for a protein of 554 amino acids. NCBI's taxonomy places the organism in Eukaryota, Metazoa, Arthropoda, Insecta, Diptera, Culicidae. The record is from RefSeq and is a predicted model, not a curated record. Gene Ontology annotation, molecular function: GTP binding; calcium ion binding; protein binding. Gene Ontology annotation, biological process: endocytosis; endosomal transport. The transcript is spliced from 4 exons. Gene Ontology annotation, cellular component: cytoplasm; plasma membrane.
CUCUUCGCGAAGUGAUUUCGAACAAACUCGUCGUCGUCGCUGGUGGUGCUGCUCCUCCUCCUUCAAAGAGGUUGACCCGUGGUCCGUCCGUCGCGAAAUUCCGGAACGUGACUCAAUUCGCGAUUUAGCAGCUGCGAUUUCCGUUGGGUCUUUUCUCCGUCCGGGUGUUGUUCCGGAUUCAGCCGCCCCCUUUAUUAUUUUUUCUCUUCGCGAGUGGUGUGACUAAUCGGUGGCCCCCCGACCAGGCCCCAGACCAGUGUGAGGGUGUGCGUUUGUGUGUGGAAAUUGGAGCACCGCCGAGGGAAAAGAAGAAAAUAGAAAAUGUUCAGUUUUUUGAAACGGGAAACGAAACAGGAGGAGGUCGUGGAGAAUGUGCUCGGGGAGCUCAAGAAGAUCUACCGGAGCAAGUUGUUGCCGCUGGAGGAGCACUACAACUUCCAUGACUUCCACUCGCCCAAGUUGGAGGAUCCGGACUUUGACGCGAAGCCGAUGAUUCUGCUGGUGGGCCAGUAUUCGACGGGCAAGACGACCUUUAUCCGGUACUUGUUGGAGCGGGACUUCCCGGGUAUCCGGAUUGGGCCGGAGCCGACGACGGAUCGGUUCAUUGCGGUCAUGUACGACGACAAGGAGGGAAUCAUUCCGGGCAAUGCGUUGGUCGUGGAUCCGAAGAAGCAGUUCCGGCCGUUGGGCAAGUACGGCAAUGCUUUUUUGAAUCGGUUCCAGUGCUCGCACGUUCCGUCGCCGGUGCUGCGUGCCAUCUCGAUCGUGGACACGCCCGGAAUUUUGUCGGGUGAGAAGCAGCGCGUUGACCGUGGUUACGAUUUCACCGGAGUGCUCGAAUGGUUCGCGGAACGUGUCGAUCGAAUCAUCCUGCUGUUUGACGCCCACAAGCUGGACAUUUCCGACGAGUUCCGGCGAUCGAUCGAAGCGCUGCGCGGACACGACGACAAGAUUCGGAUCGUGCUGAACAAGGCGGACAUGAUUGACCACCAGCAGCUGAUGCGUGUCUACGGUGCGCUCAUGUGGUCACUCGGUAAGGUUCUGCAGACUCCGGAAGUGGCCCGCGUCUACAUCGGUUCGUUCUGGGAUCAACCGCUGCGCUACGACGUCAAUCGACGACUCUUUGAAGACGAAGAGCAGGAUCUGUUCCGUGACUUGCAGUCCCUGCCGCGGAACGCCGCCCUCCGCAAGCUGAACGACCUCAUCAAGCGAGCCCGGCUGGCCAAGGUUCACGCCUUCAUCAUCAACGAACUGCGCAAGGACAUGCCCUCGGUCUUUGGCAAGGACAGCAAAAAGAAAGAUCUCAUCAAGAACCUGGGCCAGGUGUACGACCGCAUCCAGAAGGAGCACCAGAUUUCCCCCGGCGACUUCCCCGACAUCAAAAAGAUGCAGGAAGUGCUCGCCAACCAGGACUUUAGCAAGUUCCACUCGCUCAAAAUUCCCCUGCUGGAGGUGGUCGACCGGAUGCUCGCAACGGACAUUGCCCGCCUCAUGAGCAUGAUCCCGCAGGAGGAGAUGACCAUGGUGUCGGAGCCGCUCAUCAAGGGCCAAAAUCACAACAAUGUCGAUCCGCCACCACCAGUGUUCCUGGGGCAUAUUUGUGGCGCCUUUGAUGGCGUUGAGGACGUCGUGUCGCCGUUCGGUUACCGCAAGGGCGAAGGAAUCGACGCCGGGUACGGCGAGGUCGACUGGAUCUGCAACCGCGACCGGGAGCGCACCGAUCCGAUCUUCGAGGGGUUGAAGCCGAUCGACGGGAAGAUUUCCGGCGCUGCGGCCAAAUCCGAGCUGAUCAAGUCCAAGCUGCCGAACAACGUGCUGAGCAAGAUCUGGAAGCUGUCGGACUACGACCAGGACGGCUUCCUGGACGUGGAGGAGUUUGCGCUCGCGAUGCACCUCAUCAACGUCAAGAUGGACGGCAACGAGCUGCCGAUCACGCUGCCGGCCCAUCUCGUGCCGCCGUCCAAGCGGAACGGCGUGGCGGAAUAAGGAACUCUCAGGUAAUGCUCCUCCUUCUCGAUUUCAGUAGCGGAGAGUUACGAGACAAUUUAACAGUUUUUGAUGAUGCACCAAAUUUCGUUUUUGACGACGACGACUUUCGACCAUUAAUUCGUACACACAUAUUUAUGAUAAUUGUGGCUUUUUGAAAUUCAACUGUUGAAGAGCUAAACGCAAAACAACCACAAAUACGUCUUAUUACGCAAUUUAUAUAACUUAUUUAUGUAUGCCUUUAUAGUGAGAGAGAAAGAGAGAGAGAGAAACAACACAAAUAGCGUCACUUAUACAUAAAUUAUUAUAAAGUUUUGUUUUUUCCCUCAAUUUUUCUUUUUUUUUUUUGUUAUUUGUAUUAGUUUUAUCGCGCUGCUCCGCUGCAAUAGUAAGGUCAAUUUACACUGCUGCGCCAAUUGUGACUAGAACAAUAUACACAAACAACAACUAGCCACUAUUUUUGAUAACGAUCCAUCAAACUGUUAUUACUUUUGUUCAGCUAGGUUUAGUGUAAAACGAGAGAAUUGCAAUACACACCCAACCAACAUAGACGGUAUUGUUUCAAUUUAUUCAUCACAUUUUUUUAGUUUAUUAUAUUAUUCUGCACACUUUGGAUAUUUUACCGAAUUCGAUCAAUUUUACCGAGUUUGGAACUGCUAAAGAGUUCGGCAAACUUAAAAUUACCGAAAUCUGUCAAAUUUUACCGAACUUCGGUAAAAUUUACUUGAUUUGACAGAUGAUUUACCGAUUACCCAAAAACUGAUUUCGGUAAAAACAAACCUUCUUGUCUGGCUUGCGUUAUCAAGGGCAAAAGAAUCCGCACCCUCACACAUCAUUCACAAAAUCGCAAAAACGUCGGAUAGACAGUGCAGCAGCAUCAGCAUCACACAAAAAAGAGUAAACAAAUCAUCAAACUAAUUACUCCCGCGCGGCUUUGAGCAUCAAUUAGAAGUGAAGCAUGUCAGCAAUCAUCGGAAAGCAAAAAGCACGCAGAGAAAAAUGUUUUUGCUGAUUUUGCGGAAAAUUGCUGUUGCGUGCGUGUGUUGAGGGAGAGAAAAAGAAAACGAAGUGAUUAUGAGUUAUAGACGUGGACAAGUGCUAAUAGUUGAAAUAUUGAAAAAGGGAAAAGCGAGAAAAUCAAAUGCAAUGCAAUGAGUAAUGUUGAUGAAUGAAAGUGUUUCUCCCCCUCCAAGAAAGGUGAGAGUGCUGAGUAAAAAUCACGUAAUCGUAAACGAAAAAGGGAAUAUCAACCGGUGGGUUGCAAAAAAUAAAACAUUGAAAAUAAAGCAGAAUAAAAUAAAAAUAUAUAUAUUUACACAGUGUAGCAUUUUUGAGGAAAUUUGUAAAAAAAAUAUCUAUAUUUUAAAUAAAUCAAUCGUAAUGGUUUAAUUAAAUAUCGAAGGUAAACAACAUACAAGUGUAAGGAGACGCAAAAUAAGUGCAGUGAAUACGAAUGUAGUGAAAAAGAUAACAAGAAUAAAAAAAACACGAAUAAAACUUUGUUCUCAAAA